AUGGGGAAUUGUUUCAAUUAAGAUGAGUCUCAAAAUUCUUCAUUAAAAACAAUGAAAAAAGUAGAAAGUGUAUUAAGUCAACCAAUACAUGAAAAUGAAAAUGGAAAAAUCUGUUUGAAGGAUUUUUUGAGUUAAGGUGAAAUAGGCAGGGUUUUUGAUAUUAAUAGUAUAAAUAGGGUCAAUUUGGUAAGGUUUUGAAAGUGAAGAUGAAAUGUAAUUAGAAAGAAUAUGCAAUGAAAGUUAUCAAAAAAGCAGACAUAAUAAAAUAUGGUUUAGUGAAUCAUACUAUGCUUGAGAAGAAUGUAUUAGAAUAUAGCAAUAAUCCGUUUGUAAUAAAACUAAAAUAUUCAUUUUAAACAGAACAAAAACUUUAUUUAGUGAUGGAGUAUAUAAUAGUAAAUAAAAAUUAGAUUAGUUAAUGGAGGAUAAUUACUAAGAGUAAUGACAAGAUAACCUUAAAAACAUUUUACAUUUGUUUAAGCAUAAUUUUGUGCAGCAGAAGUUGUCUUAGGUUUAGAAUAUAUGCAUGAAAAACUCAAAGUAAUCUAUAGAGAUUUAAAACCAGAAAAUAUCUUAGUAACUGAAUAAGGACACUUGAAAUUAACAGAUUUUGGAUUAUCAAAAAAAUAUGAAUCACUGGACAUGAAGUUCUUUACUGUAUAUCUUUGUAUUUUUCACUAGAUUAGAUAGCCGGUACUCCAGAGUAUCUGGCACCAGAAAUUUUGAAUAAUUCUGGCCACAAUUAUGCUGUUGAUUGGUGGUGUUUGGGAAUAUUAAUAUAUGAAAUGUUGGUUGGUAAAACACCAUUUAGAGAUAAGGCUAAUAAUUUUAGAAAUAUAGAAUCACAAAUUAAAGAGGGUCAUUUAGAAUUUCCAGAUUUUAUAAAUGAAUAAUCUAAAGAUAUAAUAAUAUAGUUCUUGAACAAAGAUCCUACUAAAAGAUUAGGUAAUUCUAUUAUGAAAUUUAUUAGGACAUAAAUCAAUUUAAGAAAUUAAAGAUCAUAGUUUUUUUAAAGAAAUUAAUUGGGAUGAUGUUGCUAAUUUAAGAAUCAAAUCACCUAUUUUAGAAGGAGUUUAAAAGUUACAAUAAUAAAUUGCAAAAGAGGUUCCAGUUGCAAAGAAAAUAUUUGAGACUCCUUAAUCAUAAGUUGGUUAAACAGCAGGCAAUUUUGAAGGAUUUUCUGCCAAUCAUGAUGAAUUUUGA
Molecule: messenger RNA, 1203 nt
Organism: Paramecium pentaurelia
Lineage: Eukaryota; Ciliophora; Oligohymenophorea; Peniculida; Parameciidae
Source: the annotation of a GenBank genome assembly